Molecule: messenger RNA, 1487 nt
Organism: Stegastes partitus (bicolor damselfish)
Lineage: Eukaryota; Metazoa; Chordata; Actinopteri; Pomacentridae
Gene: uqcc1
Product: ubiquinol-cytochrome c reductase complex assembly factor 1
Exons: 9
Coding region: 136-990 (284 amino acids)
Biological process (GO): mitochondrial respiratory chain complex III assembly
Cellular component (GO): mitochondrion
Source: RefSeq, a predicted model, not a curated record
GGCGCCGGACAGAUUCCGUUGACAUUGCUGCGGAGGAGGCGGACUGCUGUUACCAAACCUGAAGGUUUCAUCGCAGGGAGCCGCAGUGAAGUGGCAGCCCGCUCCUCGGCCCUGACACCGGCGCUUCGUGGAGUCAUGUACCGGCGGCCGCUGCAGUUCGCCGCCCGGAGUUUCGUCAGCGCGGCCGCUUCCAGAGCCGCCUGCGGGAAGGCGUUGGAUCAUGAAGCCUGCCUCGGAGCUCUCGCUGCCUGCCAGCUGGCCAGAGUCUCUCCUCCCUGUUCAGCACCGUGUCGGACGCUGCACAUCAGCACACAGCUGCGUAACGUGAAGGAGACGCGUCAGCACUCGGAGGAGGAGGUCAGCGCCUUCACCAAGCUCAUCGAGGCCAUGGGCUUCACCGGGCCGCUCAAAUACAACAGAUGGAAACUCAAGAUUGCUGCUUUGCGUAUGUACACGUGCUGCGUGGAGAGAGUCAACUACGACGAGUUCUUUGAGAAGUGUGAGCUCCCCGACACCCUCAACUCCUGGUUCCUGGUGGCACAGCUGCACGUGUGGAUGUGUUUGGUUCGGAUGCGUCAGGAGGGCCGAGAGGGGAAGUACCUGUGCCGCUACAUCGUCCACUCCAUGUGGGAGGACGUGGAGCAGAGGAGCAAGAUCAUGGGGAUCGAUGCCGUCAACAGAAAGGAAGCGAUGAAAGCCAUGACCGAGACCUUCUACGCCGCCAUAUUCGGAUACGACGAGGGGAUCCUGUCCGACGACUGCGUGCUGGCUGCAGCUCUGUGGAGGAACCUGUUCACUCAGGAGUGUGAGGAUCCCAGACAGCUGGAGCUGCUGGUGGAGUACGUUCGCAAACAGAUGCAGUUCAUCGACGCGCUGGACGGCCAGGACCUGCUGCUGACCGGCGAGGUGAAGUGGCGCCCCCUGGUGGAGGAGAACGCUCAGAGCAUCCUGAAGGUGGUGCGACCCACCUACAACGAUGCUGGACUGUGAGGCCCAGACUUCCUGCUUCACUCCUUCCUCCUCUGUAGCCUCCUUCCCUCCUUCCCUCCUUCCCACCUGCUUCCUGUUUUAAGUUUGACUCGUAGCUUCUGUUUCUGAGCUUCAUAGACGGUCAGGGAUCAUGACUUCACACCUUUAUAGCAAAAAAACAAAAAAAGAAACGCCGCCACGCACCGCCGCCGUCGUCGUCCUCCUCGUCGGGCCUCUCCCUCAACGCAGACGCUCUGUAUUUAUAUGUCCUCGUUUCUUUUCACACGCUGUAUUUAUAAACUAUUUUGUACGUCAGCCGAGACUUCCGCUCCGUCACUGUGUUUUAAAUAAAGUUUGGCGGCUCGGCGUCGGCGGGGUCAGCGGAGGUUAGCGGCCGCGGCGUUUCGUUUGUCCGGUUCUCAGGACGCUCUCAGGCUUGAACGGGAAGCUGAGCCCCACAAAAAACCCCCAAAUGUUUUUAAGAAGUGAUGAAUAAAGUGUUCUCUGGAUCUACAGAC